GUGAGCGUGUGUUGAAUUGAGGUCUACGGAUUCUGGACUGGAGAGUUUAAAAGCAGCCAAAUCCCAACAAUGCAGUUCAUCCUGGGAGCAGACAGGCGUGGCAGCAGGAGACAACACCAACAAUGCGUGACCAGGGCACGGACAUUCUCUGGACGGGUGACAGUAAAAGGCCCCGGUGUCUCUCCACCGUACCAACACUAGCCGAUCCACGUCUUGACCCCCAAUCCAGGAAUAAAACUUGAACUUUGAACCGAAGCCUAUCUUUCAUGAUUGAAUCUGGUCUGAACAGGUGUGGCUCGUCGCUUUCCGUCCGUCCGUCCGUCCGUCAGUCAGUCCCGGCCUCCGCCAUGGACAGCCUGGAGGAGGACCUGACCUGCUCGGUGUGCUACUCCCUGUUCGCCGACCCGCGAGUGCUGCCCUGUUCUCACAGCUUCUGUAAGGCCUGCCUGGACAGCCUGCUGCAGGCGUCGAGCAACUACUCCAUCUGGCGUCCGCUGCGCCUGCCGCUCAAGUGCCCCAACUGCCGCAGCGUGGUGGAGCUGCCCCCGGCAGGCGUGGACGCUCUGCCCACCAACGUGUCUCUGCGGGCCAUCGUGGAGAAAUACCAGAGCGACAGCGAGCCGCGGCCGCCGUCCUGCGAGGAGCACCACAGGCAGCCCCUCAACAUGUAUUGCAUCCAGGACCGGCAGCUGAUCUGCGGCCUGUGUCUGACCGUCGGGCGGCACCAGGGCCACCCCAUCGACGACCCGCACGCCGCCUUCGUCAGAGAGAAACAGACGCCGUCCCGGCUGCUGGCCACGCUCUCCGAGAGAUGGGCGCAGGUGUGUGAGCUGGCCGAGCAGCUGGAGCAGGACAAAGCCCGCUGCGAGGCUCUGCUGAGGCAGGACCGGCAGGACGUGCUCCAGUUCUUUCAGACCGUGGAGGCGCUGCUGGCCAGGAAGAGGCAGGCCUACCUGGGCGCUCUGGAGAAAGCCGGCGCCGAGGUGCUGCAGGCCUACGACCCCCUCAUCCACCACGUCAAGGAGCUGCAGGAGCAGCAGCUGGACCUGGUGUCUCUGGGAUCGUCCGUGGAGGAGGAGGAUUCUCCGCUGGUCUUCCUGGAGCAGGUGCACUCCUUCAGAGAGCGAGUGGAGCAGUUCAUUAAGCAGCCUCUGCCCUCGGCGGUCAACCUCUCGGUGGCGCCGCGCGCCGCCGACCACCUCCUGCAGUACUGGCCCGCCGUGACCAUCGGGAGCCUGGAGGAGGCCCCGGUGCCCAAAGUGUGCUGCUGCGCCAGAUGUGGCAGCGUGGAGCUGGAGGCGGACGCCGGGAGGCGGCGGGACGACCGAGACGUGCGGCACCUGCGGCCCAGCACCCCCGUGGCGGCAGCGGUGCUGCUGCUGCUGCUGCUGCUGCUGGCGGCGGCGGCGCUGUGGAACAACCCGGUGGGAGGGGCGUAUCAGCUCAGUCAGGUGAUCUGCAGCCUGAGCGGCGGCCUCACGGCGGCCGUCCGGGACACGGCAGGGUGGGCGUACACAGCCGCUCAGGGGUGGAGCUCCCUGCUCUGGUCAGCGGGGGGCAGAGCCUCCCAGCAGCUGGCCGCUUUAUUCAGGCUCUGAAGUCUGGUCAACACGAGCCGGACUGCAAAUAAAAGCCCCGAACGUUUCAUUCAGUAGAUCAGAAAUUUGCACUUUACACUUUUCUGCAGCAAAAAGUUAGUAAAACAUGGACAAGAAGCAGAAGCUGUUAGGUCAAAAUCACAAAAAUAUCCAAAAGCUUCUAUAAUCAUAGUUGUUGGCAAAGAAGUUUAUUUUCAAUUUUGAAGUGAUUAUAACACUAUACAGAAGCAUCUGAAGACAUAAUGUAAAAGUUCAAAAUUCAUCUUCCCUCAUAAUUUAACUGAAAUUGUGAAACUUCCAUUGUCUUUAUGUUCAAAUUAGUUUUUCUGCUUCUCUGUAAAAAUAUCCUGUUUUGUUGCUGUUGUACUGCUCUACUAAUUAGUAUUUAUUAGUUUUAACACUCAGCGUGGGCCUUGUUUCAUGUGGUUGGAUGUAAUGGGAGCUUUUCUUGUGUCAGAGCUCAGGAGCUGGAAGUUUGAAGAUCUGAAGCCUCCGCAGGUCUUUUCAGCGACAUCAUCAUCUCCCUCAGUGCCUUCAGCCUUGACUUUAUUCACCUUUUUGAUCCUCCAGUGGAGACCGUUACUGCUGUGUCCCUAAAACCGUUUCCAAGGACAUUCAACAAAACCCGCACCGAUAUGUGGACCUGUUGUAGUGGUUGUGUGUGUCUUUACUUUUUUUUACAAGUUUUUUAAGAAUGUAAUAAAAGUUUUUUUUAAC
Salarias fasciatus (jewelled blenny) is the source of this 2315-nucleotide messenger RNA. It is a transcript of the gene trim59, whose product is annotated as tripartite motif containing 59. Lineage: Eukaryota; Metazoa; Chordata; Actinopteri; Blenniiformes; Blenniidae. Gene Ontology annotation, molecular function: zinc ion binding; ubiquitin protein ligase activity. The coding region runs from base 267 to 1598 and encodes 443 amino acids. Gene Ontology annotation, biological process: protein monoubiquitination. The record is from RefSeq and is a predicted model, not a curated record. The transcript has 5 exons.